AUUCGACUCCUGCUCAUCUUGCGCUAUGAGUCAUAUCUUCUCCCGGUCAUUGCUGUUAGGAUCUUCUCGUGCAUGCUACUUGUCACCUAAACCUCAGAACCUGUCGCCGUCCCUUCUUACUUGCAUCGGAACUGCCUCCUUUUCCAAUACUUGUAUACAUCAUUUCAGAAAAGCCAUGUCUCCAUCAAACGAUGCAACCAGCGCGGGCUCGGAUUCUAGACCGGUGUUCUUCUUUGACAUCGAUAACUGUCUCUACUCCAGAAAAUGUAACAUCCAUGAUGAAAUGCAGAAGCUGAUUCAUCAAUUCUUCGUGAAACACCUCUCCCUCAACGGCGAAGACGCUCAUAUGCUGCACAAGAAAUACUACACAGAAUAUGGACUUGCAAUUGAAGGUCUCGCUCGCCACCAUAAAAUCGACCCACUCCUAUUCAACAGCGAAGUCGACGAUGUGCUGCCAUUGGACACGAUCCUGAAACCCGAUCCCCAGUUGCGCAAGCUGCUUGAGGACAUCGAUAGAAGUAAAGUGAGGUUGUGGCUUCUGACCAACGCAUACGUCACUCAUGGAAAGCGUGUCGUGAAAUUGUUAGGGGUGGAUGACCAGUUCGAGGGCAUCACCUUCUGCGACUACGGGCAACUCCCUCUGGUGUGCAAGCCAACACAGGAGAUGUACGCUAAGGCGGAGAGGGAGGCAAAUGUCCCGAGUACGGCAGAACGCUAUUUUGUCGAUGACUCUGGUUUGAACUGCAAGCAUGCCGCGGCUCGCGGCUGGCAGACGGCUCACCUCGUUGAGCCAGGACUCCCUUUGCCCGAAGCCCCGGUGUCGCAAUACAUGAUCCGGAGCCUGGAAGAACUGAGGACAUGUUUCCCACACUUAUUCAAGACCUCGAACUGAAUUGAGUGUGAAUAGAUGGUUUGCAUAGAGAUUUUUGUACAUUGUAUUGUGUUACGCAUGUUAUGAAGAGUACGAGCGACGGCUAUACAUAGGGUUUCUUCCUUUAUACAUAGAUUUAGACGUAUACAUGUGUUGGUACGAAUAUAAUCAUAAAAUGCCUA
Aspergillus pseudotamarii is the source of this 1053-nucleotide messenger RNA. Its product is annotated as putative pyrimidine 5'-nucleotidase. The transcript is spliced from 5 exons. The record is from RefSeq and is a predicted model, not a curated record. Lineage: Eukaryota; Fungi; Ascomycota; Eurotiomycetes; Eurotiales; Aspergillaceae. Gene Ontology annotation, biological process: nucleotide catabolic process; pyrimidine nucleobase metabolic process. Gene Ontology annotation, molecular function: nucleotidase activity. Bases 26 to 892 code for a protein of 288 amino acids.